Messenger RNA from Chrysochloris asiatica (Cape golden mole), 3587 nucleotides. RefSeq names its product DDHD domain containing 1 (gene DDHD1). NCBI's taxonomy places the organism in Eukaryota, Metazoa, Chordata, Mammalia, Afrosoricida, Chrysochloridae. The coding region runs from base 186 to 2810 and encodes 874 amino acids. Gene Ontology annotation, cellular component: cytoplasm. Gene Ontology annotation, molecular function: glycerophospholipase activity; metal ion binding. The transcript has 12 exons. The record is from RefSeq and is a predicted model, not a curated record.
AACGCGCCUGCGGCGGCCGCGAGCCUCAAAAGGGGCGGAGUUGCCGCCGCUGCCGGCGCAGCCCGGGUCGGGAUUUGAAAGAUUAAAAAUUCCGGGUGGAGAGGGCGGCGGCGUUUAAUGUGUGGCGGAAACGCUGGGGGCCACGGCUCCGCGUUGGGCCGGGCAGCCGGCAGCGUGUCGGCACCAUGAAUUAUGCGGGCCGCGGGUUACCGCGGAGCCCGGAACAUAACGGCCGGGGCGGAGGCAGCGCCUGGGAGUUGGGCUCGGAUGCGGAGCCGACGUUCGGCGGCGGUGUCUACUGCUUUGAGCACCUGCCUGGUGGGGACCUUGGCAACAACGAGGUGCCCCUAGCCCUGCUGCGCGCUGACCCCGGGCUGCACUUGGCGUCCGGCGCCGAGGACCACAACCACCACCUGGCGCUGGACCCCUGCCUUAGUGACAAGAACUAUGACUUCAGCUCGGCCGAGUCGGGCUCCUCACUGAGAUACUACAGCGAGGGCGAGAGCGGCGGCGGCGGCGGCAGCUCCUCGUCACUGCACCCGCCGCAGCAGCCUCUACUGGUGCCGUCGAACUCCGGGGGCGGAGGGGCGGCGGGAGGAGGGCCGGGAGAGAGGAAGCGCACCCGGCCCGGCGGCCCGGCCGCCCGGCACCGCUACGAGGUGGUGACGGAGCUGGGCCCGGAGGAGGUGCGCUGGUUCUACAAAGAGGACAAGAAGACUUGGAAGCCCUUCAUCGGCUACGACUCGCUCCGCAUUGAACGCGCCUUCCGGACCCUGCCGCAGGCCACGGGCGCCCGGCCCCAGGCCGAGGACCCAGACAGCGACCAUGUGUGCGGCCCGGCGGCCCCCGCAGGCCCAGCCUCCAGCUCCGGCGAGGACGAUGACGAGGAUCGCGCCUGCCGGUUCUGCCCGCGCGCGGCGAGACAGGAGCCCGAGUUGGAGGAGGUGGUGAACAUCGAGCCGGUGUGCGUGCGGGGCGGACUCUACGAGGUGGAUGUGACCCAAGGAGAGUGCUACCCGGUGUACUGGAACCAGGCAGAUAAAAUACCUGUAAUGCGUGGUCAGUGGUUUAUUGAUGGCACUUGGCAACCUCUAGAAGAAGAAGAAAGUAAUUUAAUUGAGCAAGAACAUCUCAACCGUUUUAGGGGUCAACAGAUGCAGGAAAUUUUUGAUAUUGAAGUGUCAAAACCCAUAGAUGGGAAAGAGGCUAUUCACAGUUUCAAGUUGAGUCGAAACCAUGUGGACUGGCACAGUGUUGAUGAAGUUUAUCUUUAUAGUGAUGCAACAACAUCUAAAAUAGCAAGAACUGUUACUCAAAAACUGGGGUUUUCUAAAGCAUCAAGUAGUGGGACCAGACUUCAUAGAGGUUAUGUAGAAGAAGCCACAUUAGAAGACAAGCCAUCACAGACCACCCAUAUUGUAUUUGUUGUGCAUGGCAUUGGGCAGAAAAUGGACCAAGGAAGAAUUAUCAAAAAUACAGCCAUGAUGCGAGAGGCUGCAAGAAAGAUAGAAGAAAAGCAUUUUUUCAACCAUGCAACACAUGUUGAAUUUCUACCUGUUGAGUGGAGGUCAAAACUUACUCUUGAUGGAGACACUGUUGAUUCUAUUACUCCUGACAAAGUACGAGGUUUAAGGGAUAUGUUGAACAGCAGUGCAAUGGACAUAAUGUAUUAUACUAGCCCACUUUAUAGGGAUGAACUAGUUAAAGGCCUUCAACAAGAGCUGAAUCGAUUAUAUUCCCUUUUCUGUUCUCGGAAUCCAGACUUUGAAGAACAAGGGGGUAAAGUCUCAAUAGUGUCGCAUUCCUUGGGUUGUGUAAUCACUUAUGACAUAAUGACUGGCUGGAAUCCUGUUCGACUCUAUGAACAGUUACUGCAGAAGGAAGAAGAGUUGCCUGAUGAACAGUGGAUGAGCUAUGAAAAACGACAUCUUCUUGAUGAACUCUAUAUAACAAAACGACGGCUGCGGGAAAUUGAAGAACGAUUGCAUGGAUUGAAAGCGUCAUCUAUGACACAAACACCUGCCUUAAAAUUUAAGGUUGAGAAUUUCUUUUGUAUGGGAUCUCCAUUAGCAGUUUUUUUGGCAUUGCGUGGCAUCCGCCCAGGAAACACUGGAAGUCAAGACCAUAUUUUGCCAAGAGAGAUUUGUAAUCGGUUAUUAAAUAUUUUUCAUCCAACAGAUCCAGUGGCUUAUAGAUUAGAACCGUUAAUACUGAAACACUACAGCAACAUUUCACCUGUCCAGAUUCACUGGUACAAUACUUCAAAUCCUCUACCUUAUGAGCAUAUGAAGCCAAGCUUUCUGAACCCAGCAAAAGAACCUACCUCAGUUUCAGAGAAUGAAGGCAUUUCAACCAUACCUAGCCCAGUGACCUCACCAGUCUUGUCCCGCCGACACUAUGGAGAAUCAAUAACAAAUAUUGGCAAAGCAAGCAUAUUAGGGGCUGCUAGCAUUGGUAAAGGACUGGGAGGAAUGUUGUUCUCAAGAUUUGGACGUUCAUCUUCACAGGCAUCUGAGACAUCAAAAGAGUCAAUGGAAGAGGAGAAGAAGCCACUUGCCUCUCCUCCUACUACCACUGUGGCAACGCAGACCCUUCCACACAGCAGCUCUGGGUUUCUUGAUUCUGCAUUGGAACUGGAUCACAGGAUUGACUUUGAACUCAGAGAAGGCCUUGUGGAGAGCCGCUAUUGGUCAGCUGUCACGUCGCAUACUGCAUAUUGGUCAUCUUUGGAUGUUGCCCUCUUUCUUUUAACCUUCAUGUACAAACAUGAGCACGAUAAUGAGGCGAAACUCAAUUUAGAUCCAAUCUGAACUCUUGAAGGACAUUUAAUGGCCCCAAACGGGUUUUUUUUUUUUUUUUCCUGUUAAAAUGUGUGUGUCAAGACAUGGAGAUUUCAGGUUUAAGUAUGUUUCAGUUUUGUUUAGGGCAAGAAAUAUUUGAAUUUAAAAGCACCUUACUGUAUUUGAAAGAGAAAAAGUGACCUAAAAAAGUUAUUUAUAGUUUUAAUCAUUUUGAUUAUGAACCUGACAAAACCCUUUACAGAGAGCAUCAAGCAAGACCUGGAAACAUGGGAGGUUUGGGUGAACUGCAUGUAAAGAGAAUCAGUCAUGAUCUAAUGUCUUCCAGAUAGAAAAGUGUACUAAUGGGUUGGAUCUAAUAUACUAACCAAAAUAUGUUCUAAAUCUAAAAUGGUCACGAUCCAGUGUAUUCUCGAUAACGAUCAUGAGAUGGUAUUAUUUUAGAUUUCUCUGAAGGCCUACAUUUCCACUACUUCAUUGAAAAAGCAGUAUAACAUUUUAAAUGUUUUGAGUUUAACUUUAGAAAAACUAAUGCUAAAAAAGAAACAAUAUUUGAAUUCCUGUAUUUAUAUAAUGUAUUACCUCUGACUAAUUGUUUAUUUCAGUGUAUGAAAUGCAUAUUUUUUACUGUUUCCUUUGAACAUAAUUUAAGAACCACUUUAUUUUCUAUGGUGUUAAGACCCUUUUUUCUCAGAAUUCCAUCUUUGUACUCUUCAGAUGAAUAUAUAGACACUGUGGCAUACUUUCAGUAUUUUUUUUUUCCAUUAAAAACAUGUGGUUUCAUACAAA